UUCAAUUUUAUUAUCAAUUAAACUAAAACAUACAUAAAAUGGGCCGCCUUAAAUCUUCGGCCGAUAUCCUAGGCACUCAGGAGAUCAAAACUGUAGGCCUAUGGAAGGCUUUGGCGGCCGAAUUUUUGGGCACUCUGAUCCUGGUGCUGUUCGGCUGCGCCUCGACCCUCGACGAGAAAACAGACAUCGUUAGAGUCUCACUCACCUUCGGCUUCACACUUGCAUGUCUUAUUCAGGCCCUGGGUCACAUCUCUGGAUGCCACGUGAACCCCUCAGUGACGCUGGGCAUGCUAGUCGCGCGCUACAUCUCCGUGACGCGCAGCAUCCUGUACGUCGUCGCCCAGACGCUCGGUGGCAUUGCAGGAGCUGGCAUCCUUUACGGCAUCACACCUGAAAGCCUUCGAUAUGGCAUGGGAUGUACCCGCGUGAACCCUGAGCUGACGGAAGGACAGGCGUUCGGCGUGGAGGUUUUGUGCACGUUCUUGCUGGUCUUCACGAUCUUCGGCUCUACGGACUCCCGCAGGACGGACGUUAAAGGAUCAAUCUCCCUCGCUAUCGGUCUCGCCGCCAUCUGCACUCACAUGUUUGGUGUAUACUGGGCUGGUCCGGUAUGCGGAGGUAUACUUGGAGCCCUCGUGUACCAAGCCCUCUUCAGAGGAGCCCACAAGCCCACUCCCCCCCCCUCAGACCUCCACACCGCCCGCCCUCUCAUCCCCAUCACACACAAGGAGCUCAAGAACCUGGAGAUGGAGGCCUGACCUCCACACCGCCCGCCCCCUCAUCCCCAUCACACACAAGGAGCUCAAGAACCUCGAGAUGGAGGCCUGACCUCCACACCGCCCCCUCAUCCCCAUCACACACAAGGAGCUCAAGAACCUGGAGAUGGAGACCCCGAGUGCCGUUUCCGAGUGGGCGACACUAGACUGCAUACCAUUAUAGUCGUUCGGUGAAAUGAUCAAAAUUACCGUAUACUUAAAUAAACUAAAGAGUACUUUUAUGAAUUUUGAACUAUUACAUUGAUUAUCUUACUCUAAUCAUGCAUUUUGACGGGUAGCAGAUUCCAAGUUAAUGAAAUAAAAGUUGAUAUAUCAGGAAUAAUUUAUGGCAUACACGAUCAUGGAAAGACUGAAUUAUCAUGCUAGUGAUACAAUAUGGGCAUAAUUGUGACAAUCUCUGUCCAUGGUUUGUAUUUUUAUUGAUGCGUUGCAAUAAUGAUAUACUACACAACAUUAAUGAGCGUGAACAUAGAAAUUAGUUAGUCGUAAAAAAUGCUAAGAAAAUAUUAAUAAUAUGGCGAUAAUAUUGCAUGAAAUCCGGAGUGAUGAAUAAAGAAGUUGAAAUCGGUGCAUAGUUCAAAUAAAAAAUCUAAAUUUGCAUAAAAUUCACAAGUUGUUGAAUCAUGAUCUUAUUCUGAAUUUUAUUUAGGACAAGUGUUGAAUUCAUCUCAGAACGUAAACAAUUGAUAAACAUCGACGAAAAUUCAGAGACGUUGAAUUUUUUGGAAGAAAAAUUCAAUUUAUGUCACUGGGUUCUUGAGUAGUCAAAAUUCAUUAAUGCGAAAUUCAUUCUAAGACAUAAAUCUUUUUACAAAUUUGCCGUUUACCGGUAAAUUAUUGAUAACUGCGUCACUUAUUCAUAUAUAUUUGACACAAACACGUAUUUUGAUUAAAAUAUCUUACAUAUUUCUUCAUAAAAGUCACUCAUAGAAAGUCUCUCGGCGCGUGAUUUCACUCACAGAAUGUACAAAAUUGUCCUGGCUCAAUUUAUGUACAGGAAACGAAAUUACGAGACUGAAUGGGAAAAAGCACUUCAAGAACACUAACGCAAGUUAACUGCGUGUACUUUACAUCAUUCUCAUUGCAUCAAUAAUUCUGUUGCAUGAUACUUUGAUAAAAUAUAUGUACUGUAAAUAUCUGACACAUAGCAUUGACUUUCCUUUUCACGGCCAUUGCGGUUUGUCUAAAAAAUUCGACUGGUAUUUUAAAAUUUACUAAACAUCAUUAAAUUUCGGAUACUUUUGUACUAAAAAUGCAGUAAGUCUUUUGCUUUAUGUAUGAGUUUUUUCUGUAAUAUAUUAAGCAAUUUAGCAAUCUUUGCAAUAAAUAUUGUUUGCGUAUAAGCAUCAGGAAGAGUUCAAUCCACCGGAAUGAUUAAUUUCUUUAUAUUUUAUAGCAUUGAUAUCUUAACAUCAACCAUAUUUAUUAUCUACGAAUUUUGUCUUUUUCGACUAGCACUUUUUCAUAACCGCCAAUCAUCUUCAUUCAUGCAUCUAUAACCACCAUCAACAUUGUACUUCAUUCAUCAAUUUUACCGUUUACAGCAAUUAAUUGGCGUUUACAAAUCAUUAGCGUUGAUUAUCGUCGUAAAAUGUUCAGACAAGAGAUUUACAAAGGUACAUAAUACAUAAUAAUCUAGAAUUCAUAAUAAUCGAACAGCUACUUUGCUCGGAUAUAUUACUUGGUUGAAAGCACUGGACAUGCUUUGAUCUCGAAAAUACUAGUUGUGUGUAUCGGCAAUAUAGUUAUUUUCAUUCAGAAUUUUAUAUACUAUUAUCUGUUGAAAUGAGCUCUCCAAAACUAUCAAUUUUUGUUACUAUUGGUUUCACUUGCUAGUUAUCGAGCGCAUGUUUCCAGAAGUUUUCCAGAAUUUAUUCACGGUUAUAAUAUUAAUCUUAACAUAAAUUUUAAGGCUUGUCCUGUAAUCUGUAAUAAGAACUUCACGAUGAUUUCUAAUACUUUGAAAAAACAACAUUUUCAUAAUAUUUUUGUUUGCAUGAAUUUUCGUAAAAUUAUUAUACGAAAUUCCCGCCUCUUGAAUGUUGGAGAAUAGAUUUAAAGACUAGAUGUAUGAAAUGGUAACGUUUGACACAGUUGUUCGGUAAUUUCUAAAACCCUAACACUUAAUGUAAGUUUUUAGUGUAGGAAUUGAUGAAACAAAGCCAAUUUGUAUGAAUUUCAGCAUAAUGAUCAGUAUUUUUAGCAUGUGUUUCUUAAUAAACGAUGAACCAUA
Molecule: messenger RNA, 3009 nt
Organism: Hyalella azteca
Lineage: Eukaryota; Metazoa; Arthropoda; Malacostraca; Amphipoda; Hyalellidae
Product: aquaporin-4-like
Exons: 4
Coding region: 39-758 (239 amino acids)
Biological process (GO): transmembrane transport
Cellular component (GO): plasma membrane
Molecular function (GO): water channel activity
Source: RefSeq, a predicted model, not a curated record